AUUUCCGCGAUGUCUGACAUCCACCCCUGCCUCAACAUAGGAAGUUAAACACGCACACUAACAUUGUCAAACCUGUUAUUAAGAUAAAAUGAGCGAAAUAAAUCAAACACAAGUGGCUUCAGUUGUCAAAAAGGAAGCUACAUCAGAGGAAAUAGACUGGGCAGCUGCUAAAGCGCACUUUGAAAACUUAAAAUCAACGAAACCGAGACCCCCCAAGCCGAAAUAUGCAGUUACUAUCGCAGUUUCUUCCCGGACCUUGUUUGAUAUGGUGGCGGAAAGAAAGAUAUUUGAGGAAGAAGGACUGGAGAAGUAUGUUCAACAUCAGCAAGAUCACGAAAAUGAGCCGCUGACACCAGGACCUGCUUUACCUUUCGUUAAAGCACUGAUGACUGUAAAUGAACGACUGAGGAAUCUUUAUCCAGAAAGUGAGGAGCUGUUUGACAUUGUUCUCAUGACCAAUAACCACGCCCAGGUUGGGGUGCGACUCAUGAACAGCAUAAAUCACUAUGAUUUGUCGAUAGAGCGAUUUUGCAUGACUGGAGGUCAGAGCCCAAUUGGCUACCUCAAGGCCUACAUGACUAAUCUUUAUCUCUCCAGAGACUGCAAGAAAGUCCAGGAGGCCAUUGAGGAGGGUAUAGCAGCCGCCAUCAUGUUUAAGCCUGAUAUGGAGACUCAGCUGUCUGAGACUCAGCUCCGUGUGGCUUUUGACGGGGACGCUGUGCUCUUUUCUGAUGAGUCAGAGAUCAUAGUGAAACAGCAUGGCUUGGACACAUUCUUUGCGCAUGAAAAACAGCAUGAGAACAAACCACUCGCACAGGGUCCGCUGAAAUGCUUUUUGGAGGCUCUAGGGAAGCUCCAGAAGAAAUUCUACGCCAAAAACGAGCGACUGAACUGCCCUAUCCGUACCUUCUUGGUGACGGCCAGAAGCGCGGCCAGCUCUGGGGCCCGUGUGCUUAAAACACUCAGAAGCUGGGGCCUGGAGAUCGAUGAGGCUUUGUUCCUCGCUGGGGCCCCUAAAGGACCCCUGCUGCAGAAGAUUCGCCCGCACAUAUUCUUUGAUGACCAGAUGUUCCACAUUGAGGGGGCCAAAGAGAUGGGUACUAUUUCUGCCCAUGUGCCAUAUGGUAUAGGACAGAAAUAUAACAAAGGGAAGCUGAUUGAACCAGAAAAGCAGCAGAAAUAAGAGAUCUUAGUGAAGUUCAUUAUAUAGCUUAUACUGUUUUAGAUGAAGAUAUUGUUACCUUACCUGUAAUGCUUUACGAUGGAAACAUAUCAUAGGAACUGCUGUGUAGAAGUAUGUUUUCUAAACAUACAUAUUUUUUUCCUCGCACAAAAACUUUGCUGAUGAAAUUGUUUUAUUAGCAAUGAUGCUGGAAAAAUAUUUUUUAGGUUAUUGGACAUAUCAAAGGCUUACUGUAUAAUGCUUUGAUAUUUCUUUUUAUCUUUUUUAUUCUUUAUAUAGAUCUCUCUAUAUAUCUGUCUAUCUAUGUACUUUAUUUUUUACAAUUCUUUAUAUAGAUACAUAGAUGCCAUAUUUAUAAGAAAUAUAUGGGAAUAUUUGUUUUACAUUUUAUAGGGGUUCAUAUAACAAGAAGAUUUGCUUUACACAUUAAUAAAGGGCUAUUUAAAAAAAAAUAGAAAUUUAAACACUUUUAAAUGUUUUUGGUCAGUAGGUUUUCAUAAUAGAUAACAUCUGGCUGUUCAGAAUGCACUGUUCUUAUUUUUGAGGAAGAAAGUACAUCACUUCAGAAUUCAUUAUCAUUAUUAGAGUUUUCUGUGCAAUUCAGGAUGAUUAUGUGCCCAUUAUGGUGCUUUUGGUUGCAAACGUUUACUGUGGUGAUAUGUUCUCAUCAGUGUUCUCCGGGGUUAAUUUGCUUUCCACACGUUGCUUGUUUUGCAAAUGACAGUUACAUAAUGUGUUGACGUCUAUGCUUGUAUUAAAAUGAUCAAAAACACUAUUGAUUGGUAUUAAGGUUAUGUUGCAUGUCACUGAAUUACAUAAUAAUUUUGUAAAGCUGUUAUGUGAUGCCAGCAUAAGCUUCCAAACUCCAGAUGUAAAUGCACUGCCAUUUGUAUGUUUACAAAUGUGACCAAGCAGUUUCACUAAAUUUUUCAUUUUUUUUUUGCUGCAUUGGUUUUGUUUUGGUUUCAGGCUGUUUUUUUUUUUUGGUGGGGUGGGGGGUGGGGGGGUUAGAUACAACUGAAUUCCAGACUUGUAAUCAUGAUAAAUAAAGUUUAAAAAAAAAAAAAAAAAAAAAAGGUGUCCACUUGCUUAAACAAGUAGUUAACUGGCUCGCUUUCAUGUUGUUCCAAACCUGUAUUGCGUUCUACUAUGGAGC
Labeo rohita (rohu) is the source of this 2339-nucleotide messenger RNA. RefSeq names its product 5'-nucleotidase, cytosolic IB b (gene nt5c1bb). Gene Ontology annotation, biological process: nucleotide metabolic process; adenosine metabolic process. Gene Ontology annotation, cellular component: cytosol; cytoplasm. The coding region runs from base 89 to 1183 and encodes 364 amino acids. NCBI's taxonomy places the organism in Eukaryota, Metazoa, Chordata, Actinopteri, Cypriniformes, Cyprinidae. The transcript has 6 exons. Gene Ontology annotation, molecular function: nucleotide binding; magnesium ion binding; 5'-nucleotidase activity. The record is from RefSeq and is a predicted model, not a curated record.